This is a messenger RNA of Papilio machaon (common yellow swallowtail), 5386 nucleotides long. RefSeq lists its product as uncharacterized. The coding region runs from base 435 to 4865 and encodes 1476 amino acids. Lineage: Eukaryota; Metazoa; Arthropoda; Insecta; Lepidoptera; Papilionidae. The record is from RefSeq and is a predicted model, not a curated record. The transcript has 7 exons.
GUGCAGAAUGUGACGGGCGCCACUCGCGCGCGCACCGCGGACCCAACCGCUACUAAACUCACACACACUAACGGUUCAAUUUUAAAUUUUUUGUUUAAAUUAAUCUCAUGUGCCAGUGAAAAGGAUUCUUAAAGGAUUUUGUGCCUAUUGUGAUCGGUGUUACUUAUAUUGCAGGUUUGUAUCAUAGUCGGAGCUAUCGGUUACUGUGAUAAGUGAGAAGAAAACAUUAAAUAUAACGAAUAUUUAAUUGAAUGUUAUCUCGCGCUCGCCAUGUGUCUGUGCGAAUAGGGUUGUGAAACUGUAAACGCAAACAACUCACUGCCGAAACUAAACUGUUUCCAAUUGACUAAGUGAAGUGUCUUACAGUGUACCAACAUUGGGCCACGCUCUUAGACUAGGCGGUUUAUUCUUGAUGUCAGUCCGCUCCAAAAGUAAUGGAUAGAAGCCACAGUAGAUCGGCGUCCCCACGGGAGCCGGCGCGGCCGCAGCACAGACCCCCCUCGCCGCCCUCACCACCCGCCGCCUUCGACAACAGAGCCUACGAGCACGACGACUACGACCCCAAUCAUAAUGACUUCGACUCCACCGGACCCAACCAGAACGGACACACCAAAGAGGUCAACGGAGAUACCAAAACUCUCGAAGCGGUGAAUUUGGAGCUUAUCAAUUUAACGCCCAAGAACGGGACGACGAAACAAAGGAAAGACGUCGAGGUCGAUAUGAACACGAGCAACCCGUACGACGAGUACUUCGUGCCGGUCAAUGAGCACAGGAAAUAUAUGAGAGGCGAAAAACUGUACGUGACAGCGGACAAGAGAGGAGAGAAAGGCGGCUGCAAACGACCGCUGUGCUGGACGCUACUGGGGCUAGUUGUCGCAACCAUCGUAGCCCUAAUAGUGCUAGCAGCGACUGGAAUACUCUUUACGAACUCUCCCACGCCUCUCGAACCUUAUAAUGCAUCUAUCAGCUCAGCGCGCGCGCUCGGCGGCAUCUCCAAUGCAAUGAGCAACGAACAGAGUCACGAACACGAUAGAGACCACGAAACUGAUCAAGGACAAGAUGAGAAUCAUUCUCAUGUCCACGGACAUGACCACAGCAACAAUGAACAGAACAGUGAAAGCGAACAAUAUGGUGAAAAUGACCAGACCACUGAACAUGGAAACAAUCAGGACCAAGACAACAGUCCAGAAGAUAUGAGCCGUGAGAACCAAGAAAUACUACGGACUCAGUAUCGAACGACGCCGCCCUCCAUAGAUCAAGGGCCACAAAUGCAAAACGAUGAUUCCAUAAAUCCUUCCUCAGCAUCUGAAGAAACGGGCGACAAAUCAAUCUACGUACCUCGAACUCUAGAAGGAGAACUAAAAAUCGAUAAUGAUGAUUUUACCGCUGCACUUGAAGAUCCCGAAAGCGAUGGUUACAGAGAUUUCGUAAACGCAUUUGGUCAUGCUCUUAAACAAGUACUAUUCAACAAGAAUUCAAAUAUAAAUAAAUCAGAGUAUAAUGAAAAUGACUUCGCUCUUGAGAUCGUUAAAAUAAGACGGGGCUCAAUAAUUGUUACUUACAGAAUCCAUUGGGAUCCUAAGCACAAUACUCAAACAUCAGACAACCUUCUGACACCAAAUACUUUGAAAGAAAGUUUGGACUUGUAUUUAGCACAAAACAACAGAAUGAUAAGUAUCUACCACAUAGCUGAAGACGAUAUGGCCACCAGGCGGAUUUUAGAUGUAUGUCAAAUAAAUAAAAACGACUGUGAUUAUGGAUGCCAGUUUGACAAGAGAACUUUAGACUUUACAUGCACUUGUCCUCCUGGGCAAAUAAUUGAUAUGAAACAGCCCAAAAAAUGUAUGUUACUAUUUGAUAAUCAGGAUCAAAUAAAUAACAACUUCACAUCGGACUUGAGCACAACGACCGUAAACCCCAAUCCUGAAGAUACAAAAUCGAAUACAGAUAUUAUUUAUAGCAAACAAACUGCAACUCCUCUUUCAGAAGCAACUACAGAAAAUGAUUCAGAUGUAAACUUCUCACAUAUAUUUGGUAGCUCUGUAAACGAAAAUGAAAAACAUGUUACAGAAAAAUAUCAACCGGAGGAACACAAUAAUAUAGCAACGCAAUAUAUUUCUUUCUUAGAAACCACUCAACGACCGACUACUGAUAAUGCAAUGAUGGAGAAAAAUAACGAACCUGUUGCAGAACCAGAACCUACAUCUGAACCCCAACAUGAAGUCAAAACUACAGUAACAAGUUAUAGUUUUGAUCAUACAACGCCAAAUAAAGACAUGCAACCAACGCCGACGCUAAUGCCUGAAGAUCAUGGUAGAUCAUCUGAACCGCAGCCGACACCUGAGCCUACUACUGAAACGUUCUUAUAUCAGCAGACAACUGAGACUAAAACGUUUAGCGAAGAAAAUCCUAAUUUUAUUGAAUCUAAUAAAAUGAUAAAAAACAAAGAUUUGAGUAAUAGUGAUCAUUUAUCUACAACUGAAACAGCUUCUUCUUUUACUCAUUAUACUAACAUGCAUGAUAACAAAUUUCAUAUGACUACAAUGAUACCUUCUGAAAUAGAUACUACUCAAACUGAAAUGAUGUCUGAAAAGUAUGCUCAAGAAACGACUACAGAAGAUGAGUGGCUUGACGACUCCAGUGAAAAAGUAUCUAAAAACGAUAAAAGUAGUACUGAACAGGUAAUGUAUGAAAAAUCUUCAAAAUCAUAUGAAUCCAUAUACGAAAUAAGUCCGACAACUUUACAAGACACCGAAAAAGAAAUAGAAUCAUACACUAAAAGCGGUAUAGCAAAGGAAAUAAUAAACGAAGCAGACCAUACUACUAAUGCAGUAUCAAUAUCACAAUUCCUCGGAAAGAAACCUAGUGAAGAAACAACAGCGAAUAGUUUAUUGGAUACGACAGUCUCAGUGUUGACGGGAAUAGAAGAAAGUCGACAUUUUUUUAAUAAUGAAACCACAGAGGAUAAUAUAAGCGGCGAAACAACACCUAGCCAAAUUUCUCUAUUCGGUAUUACGUCAGGUAGGCCCAUGAUAUAUGAACAUGCAGACGCGACAACCUCAGCAUUCGAAACAAGUACUGAAUAUUCCAUUGCAAAACAAACUAAAGACGUAAAUGUGGUAGAUCCAAACUUUAUGACAAUUCUAAAAAAUACAAACAAUACUGAGUUUGAUAAAAAUAUGAAUUUUAACGUGACAACUGAAAAAGAUUUUGCUGAGGGAGACAUUACUUUUGAUGCUAUUAAUAAACUAUAUAAUCGAUCAUCUAAAUCUUUUGUAAACGAUAAGGGAAGUGUGGCAAUUGGAACUGAAGCGAAUUAUAUGUUUAAGGAAACAACAGAAACUACAACUAGUGCAGAUUGGUUAUCUGAGACCGUGACAGAAAUAAAUUAUCAAGAUAUCAUAGAUGAAAAUAAAAACAAAUUAACAACAGAAACAUCUGCAACUAAAGUAGACGAAAUAAUGAGUCGAGGUUUAAACAAAGACGACUUUGAACCGGAUUAUCUAAAUAUGGGCUCUAACACCACUAAGAACAUAGAACAUGAUAUGCCACAGUAUGGCAUGCUUCACGAUUAUGAUAAUGAUGAUAUGGUGGUUAAAAGGGUGAAAAAUGCUCCUGGUUCAAUGAUUGAAGAAACUACCGCAAUGAACGUAGUGCAAAUAGCUUCCAAGGAAAACCAAAUGGAUGAAUUAACUCCUAUACCCACAGUCGAAACAAAUGACACUUUUGAAACUACCACUGUAAGCGAUUACAUAUACAAAAUGUUGAACAAUUCAAAUGAAAACUUAAGUUCUGCAGUAAGUACAACACAACCAGUACCUCAAGUUUGGGAAAAUUCAGAAGACGACAUGAACUUUAUUAGACAUCUAGCAACUUCAAUGGUAACAGAUGAUGUAUCAGACAUUACAACUACAUUAGCAACGACGACGCAAGAUAAUAUUGAUAAAAGUAACAACGAAAACAUGAUAAAUAUCUCAGAAUCGAACAUACAAUCAGGUAACACUUCUCAAGCGAAUAACUUAAAUGUUAACAUUUACGAAAUAUCUAAUCCCCCCGACAAUCAUACUACAGAAAAAUCCGUAAAUCACCAGCCAAUAGAAUUUGUAGACCACGAAACGGAGAUGAACCCAUUUUUACCGGAAAUAGAAAAUAACAAGAGUCUAGUAAAAAAACUUCAAGAAGGUCAUGACUUGGAACCAUCGAAUGUAAAUGAAACCCAAAAUGAAACUACAGAAGAUCAGCUGCAUCGUUUUUCAGAUGAAAUUAUUACGGUAAAUAAUCAAACAGAUAGUAAUGGAAUAACACCCACAAUGACAGAAAACACAACUUUAAAAGCUGAAGAUAAUGAAGCUAUAUUAAAAGAAAUGCUCAUGCAACAAGAUAUUUCUUCCAAUGAAGAAAAAUCACAAACAUCAUUAGGUGAACGCAAUAAUAACGCUGAAACUACUACAUCCGUUGAUUCCCUGGUCGACGACGCAAAGGAUUUAUCAGUUCGAAAUGAUGCUGUACCUUUAACGACAUUUUUAUUGGACACUGAUGACUUAGACACUACCAAAGAUCCUUUUGAAAAGGAAACCGUGAAAUCUGGAUUAGUAGGAAACUAUGAUACUACAAUGAUGUCAAUCACAUUACCUGAAACUACUGCUACUACUACAGAUAAUAAAAUAAAAAUAAAUUAUAAUAAUGAUAUACUAAGUGUAGUACCAAUAGAGCCAGAAGUUAUCAAUGAUCAAGAUAAUUUGAAGAAAAAUUACGACGGAGAAAAUAUCGCUGAACUUAAUCAAAUAAGUGAUUCACCCAAAAAGAGUGACAGAAGGACAGUAGAUUCGGACAAUACUAACUCUCUUAUUUAUAAUGAGGCGUAGUGUACGUUUGUUUUUAGUAAUAUGCAAUAAGUUUGUACAUGACUUCCUUUCCUGUGAUUCUGUCGAACAAUAUAUUAACUAACAUUCUUGGAAUACCAAUGUAGUGUUGAAUGUGUCAUGAAUGAAUGAUAAAAUUGGACAUUUUGCUACUUUUCUUAAUUCCAUUGACAAUCCUGUUUACUAUAAAGACAAUAAAUAUAUUUUGCAUUAGACUAGUCAAAUUAUAAUGAUCACGAUGACGAUCGUGUAAAUUUAGAUUAUUUAUUAUUCGAAUGUGCUCAUAUACAUGACCAAAAAUCAUGAAACAUUCAUCCUUGCACUAACUUUCACGGACAUACUUUAUUGCAUUCUAUUAUAGAUUGUUACCAUAGAUAAAUGUAUAUUAUAUUAAUGUUAAUAAAACUUAAUUUUGGGAUAUAGAGUAAAAGAAAAUAUUCGAAAAACACAAAUGAUUUUUACGUCUUCAAAGGAUACUGCCAUGCCUAAAUGUGAUAACAUGGACAAAAAUUAUAAUAUUAUAG